Molecule: messenger RNA, 552 nt
Organism: Arctia plantaginis
Lineage: Eukaryota; Metazoa; Arthropoda; Insecta; Lepidoptera; Erebidae
Source: the annotation of a GenBank genome assembly
AUGAACAGUACCCAAGUUAAUCAAAAUUCUUGGAAUAUUCCUAUUGAUAAACUAAUGGUAUGGCGCAACGGUUGGUCUAAAUACGAUCGUAAGAUCUCUAACUUGUAUCUCCGAAUAGUUUAUGACCAACUUUUAAUAACAGCAGAUACAAAAAUAUUGGAAUCUUUCAACAUGCAUCAAAAAUUAAAAGGAAUUUACAAGGAAGACAUUUUGAUAUUGAUUGCCAGUGGCAAUAACUAUGGAAUAAGAAAAAUAAAGUUUCAAUUAAAAUCAAAUGUAAUGCAAUGUUUAGAGGCUCUGAGCUGUCACUUUCCUGUAGUGAAUCAUAAUGUUUUACAAUCAAAUAAAGUAAUUAACGCUAAAUACCGAAAUAUUGAUGAAAUUUUACGCCUUGCAAUUGAACAAAAAGAGGACACAUCGCAUCAGCUAAAGCAAUCGCAGCUGCCCAAGGAGUUUAAAAAUUUUGUGAACCUUUGCCUUCUGGAUCCAGCCUUUCCUGUAUUUGUUUCUGAAACUGAAAAAAUUCUUAAUGAGAUAACUAUCCAAAAAUAA